AUGGGGUGCAGGUGCUGUAAAAUGGUACAAAGCUAUCUCUUCGACCCUGUGCAAGUGCCCUCUCCUGGCUACGUCAAUGAAGUAAACAGCUGCAAGUUAGAUGAAGAAGACACUGCUAAGUUAAAAGACAAGCAGAGCAGCGAAGGCCUGGUGCAUAAAAAUUAUCUUCUCAAUGAGGGUUUGAAGAGAACUGAGAGCCGAAGCAGAACCGCGAACCCUCAGGGGGACCCAGGAGGGAACCUCUGUGCAGAGAAGACUGAUGGUGCUGUCAAUGGUGUGGGCCCCGCUGCCACACUGCAGCCCCCUGGGAAUCCCAGGCCCCAGCACGGUAGCAGGGGCUCCUUAGCCGGUACUUCAAAUGAUGUUCAUCCACCUCUUCUCCUCCUUGAAGGAGGGGAUGCCAGGAAACAGGAUUGUGUGCUGGCUGCUUCAGAAAAGACCCAAGUCAUCCAGAAUGGAGACUCUGGAGCCCCUUCCAAGACAGACAGUCUCAACGUGGAUGUACAAGAUAGUAUCUCACAGAUACCAGCCCCAGAUUACCCUCAGCUUUGGGACUCCGCAGUAGACAAUGGUGAUCAUGAAGAAAAGGAUUAUCUUUUCCGAACCCUUACUGAGGGUGAACACCAGGAAAGAAUUUUCCCUCAGGUCUUGAAUACACCCUAUAAGAAGAGGAGCUGGGAUUCAUUAAACGAGGGUGUGGCGACAGAUGUUCUAAGUGUCUACUUUGACGAGAAGGAUGCUGCUCAUUCCGUGCCUGUGGUUGAUACGAGAAAUGGGCAGGAGGAUGUCCAUGGCUCCAGUGCAGACUGGAACAGAGAGAUGGGGGAUGAGGACGCAGCAGUGGCAGAAGCCCUUGCAGCUUUAGAAGCUGCUACUGCUGGUGAAGACAUCGAUGAGGGGUACUAG
Molecule: messenger RNA, 906 nt
Organism: Chrysochloris asiatica (Cape golden mole)
Lineage: Eukaryota; Metazoa; Chordata; Mammalia; Afrosoricida; Chrysochloridae
Gene: PGCKA1
Product: chromosome unknown open reading frame, human C4orf19
Exons: 2
Coding region: 1-906 (301 amino acids)
Source: RefSeq, a predicted model, not a curated record